Messenger RNA from Ictalurus punctatus (channel catfish), 5128 nucleotides. RefSeq lists its product as uncharacterized. The transcript has 10 exons. Lineage: Eukaryota; Metazoa; Chordata; Actinopteri; Siluriformes; Ictaluridae. Gene Ontology annotation, molecular function: calcium ion binding. The coding region runs from base 135 to 2939 and encodes 934 amino acids. The record is from RefSeq and is a predicted model, not a curated record.
UGAAGUCUGAAGCUGAUGUGUUACUUUGUCUUGUGCCCUCCUCCCCUAUGCUGCCAUUCCAUCCCUGCUAGCUACACGACAUUCCUCCUGUUUGUCUGAAAGCCAGGAAUACUGGAACACCACAGUGGAUAUCUAUGGAGUUUCUUGGAGCGACACUGUUGCCUGCAUUGCUUACUCUGAAUUGGGCCUUUGCUUCAGGUGUUGCUGCCAGCACGUGCAGUAGCUUCAGGCAUCUUGAGAAUGGCCGCACGUUUUUCCGUUAUGGCGGACUGUACGUCACUUUCAGCUGUAACCCAGGCUUCAGGAUGCACGGACACCACACCAGCAGCUGUGUGUCUGGCCAGUGGGCUAGACAUCCACCACUGUGCGCAGCUCCAGGAUGCCCUAGUCCCGGCAAGCUCCUGCAUGGCACCACAUUGAUGUCUCUUGAUGGUUCUCUGGUCCAAUUCACUUGCAACACUGGGUUUAGGCUCUUCGGUUCUCCAUUGCUCUACUGCAAAGGCAAGAGCUGGAAUGGCAGCACUCCUGUGUGUAAAGAGUUAGACUUCAUGAACAUGUUCCUGCAGAAGCAAACAUCAUUGUACAAACCUAGUAUGGAGUUCAACCAAGACGUGACCAACCUGAAAAACCCAUUCAGUGCUAUUGCUAUCACAGCUGCCAAAGAGACCUUUCUAAAAUCCUCUCUGCUUGGAGAUCCUCAGCCCAACCCCCAGUUGACUGGAGAUUUGUCUGAGGAUUCACAGACACAUCCAAACCCUCCAAAAAGACUGCUGCGUUAUCAAGUCGCUACACAAGCUCCAGUAGAGACUGUGGGACUCGAAGACACAAUUACUAAACGAAAUACCAUGGGGGAACUUACGUUUGCAGAUCCACUCAACCAACCACUACAGCCAGCUACAUUAGUGAACUCUGCAACAGUCUCAACCACCACUCCGCUUCCUGCUACUUUGCAAUCAAAACCCACUCGGUCAACCAUCGCGGCCACUUCAACACUAAAUGAUCAGCAAGAAGUGUCAUCCAGAUUCCUAGAUCAGAUGCUUUCUUCUACACCCAAAGGAGAAGAGAAGAGAGGAAACUACCUGACUUCAACAGCACCGAUGCAUCAUGAAAUUCCAAUCACACCUUCGCAAGUCCUUGGUGUAUCAAGGGGAGCUAAUUUGAAUAUGAUUCUAGCAACAGCUGAUUCAAGUGCAGCCAAAACACACACAAACAGUCUUCAGAAUGGUGCCUCUCGAGAUGCUCCUACAGUGUCUUCAGAAAUCCUUAAGAAUAGUGAAUUAUCAAGUAGCCUUCGGAUCCUAGUCGAAGCUUCUUCUGAUGAAGAUAUUUCACAGUCAUUACAGGUAACCGAGGAAGUGAGCACUGCUUUCUUUCCAACCAGCUCUCUUGACCUCACAGUAUCUAAAAACAAGCCAAAAUCUUUUCCAACAUCUUUUAAGGCUAGAUCCCCAGUAUUCAUUCCUUCUGGGAUGCAUGAGGGAGAAUUGUUCCUCUGGCGUACUACAGCAGCCAGGGCUGGUGAAGAUUUUCCGCCCAGGACGGAAGUGCCAACAGCACAUACCCCUGCCAUACACUUGACUCCAGUUGUUGCUAGAGAUCUGGCAAAGGGGAGCACGAUGGUAGAUAAGGAACUUCUAGAGCCUCGUCGACUUUCGGUUGGUCAGACGGGCGGAGAACUAUAUGAUAUUUCAAGAUCAGGCAAAAAUGGGCCUGCCAGCUCUAGAUUUUUGACUCUUAGAAACAGACCACCGGUGAUCGGUAAUCAUGAUCAGGAAAAUGCAACAGCUAAGCAGAGUGUGGCGAACCAAACACCGGACACUAUCGCAAAACACAAAGUCGCUCAAACCACUUCAGCAAUUUCAGGUUUCCCAGUGUUCCACGGCAGCAAACGAAGGCCGGUCUGUCCUUACCCUCCCUUACCUGCUCAUGGAACGUUCUAUUUCCAUACGAUCUCCAACCCUGCUCCAUUCCAAUAUAAGCAUUACAUACAAUAUGCCUGCUAUGCUGGUUACACGCUGGCCAAUGGGGAUGUGUACAGCUACUGUCUACAGGACGGGCAGUGGAGCGGUGUCACACCCAUGUGUAUUGGGUUAACCCCAUGCUCUCCGAGCAACGGUGGCUGCUCUCAAGUGUGCCAGGUGAAUGCGUACGAUCACGCCGAGUGUCGCUGCGAGCCCGGCUUCCUGCUGCUGACUGACCAAAGGACAUGUCGAGAUCUGGACGAGUGUGUGGAGGGUCUGCACGAGUGCCAGCAGGUCUGUGAAAACACCUUUGGCUCAUACAGGUGCAGCUGCAGACUCGGUUUCCAACUUUCAUCCGACAGGAUAUCCUGCACCGAUGUGAAUGAGUGUGUGCUGCCUGCUGGCACGGCUCGCUGUGUGUUUGGUUGCGUUAACACACCGGGUAGCUUUCGCUGUCUCUGUCCUGCGGGGUACAGCAUGAACAUCACACACGGACACUGCGAAGAUCUCGACGAAUGCAGAGAGAAUGCGGGUCUCGGACCAUGUGCGAACGCAUGCGUGAACACUCCAGGGUCUUUCCACUGCGCGUGUUCGGACGGGUCUCGGCUAGCCGGGGACGGGAGGACCUGCAUCUCAGAGUGUCCCCCAGGAUACCGCAGAAAACCUUCUGACCCGACCGUAGGAGAUUUAACUGCACUGCCUUGCGUCGAUAUUAAUGAGUGUGAGGAGAUGCAACAGCACCGGCAGCGCAACUGUGAAUGGAAGUGUGUUAACUUUCCAGGCACACACCGCUGCAUCUGUCCACGUGGAUACACCCGGCAUCCAAAUGGGUAUCAGUGCAAGGAUUUCAAUGAAUGUACACUGAGGAAUGGGGGCUGCUCUCACACAUGCGUGAACCACAGAGGUGGCUACAAAUGCACCUGUCCCAAAAAUUACCGUAUCUCGCCUCACAGCCGGAAGAAGUGCCAGCCAGUUUAAAGAACCGUCUCUGUACAGUACUGUUCCACUCUUUACUCCCUCACCCACCUUCUCAUAGAAGUUGUGAUGUAUUUUGAAGAUUUUUUUGUUUUUUAUUUAAUUAUUUCAUUCUACUAAGACAACUCCAUUGUGUCCUUUCAUUUUGUGCACAUUGGCAGGAAAUGGAUUCUCAUUUAUGUUUUUAAACAGUGUGAAAUGUUUCUGUAAAGACCAGUACCUGUAUUGGCAUCUGUUUGAGGUUGUGGUGCAAUUGGUUGUUGGUGGUAUUUAUAAUAAUGGGAGGGAAUUAGUGGUUUUGGGGGGAAUUCAGCUGUGAGGGCAUUUAGAUAUGGGGGUAUUUGCAGUUGUGGGGGAAUUCAACAAUGGAAGCAUUUAGCUUGUGAGAGGGUAUUGUGGUUGUGUAUGCCUAAUAUGAUCUUUGAGUGUAGAUACAAGUUUGUAUAUGAUUGUGGCUGGUUUGUAGCGUGAUACCCAUGCGCACAACCGACUCGGGGGAAUGUUCUGAGGGAUUUUUAUUUUUCUUCACUGUGACCCAAGAGAUCUGAGGAAGGUUUUAUUAUUAUUCUGCACUAUUAUUCGCUGUGCAGGUCCACACCAGUAUCCCUGAAGUGAGCACUUGGCAAAGUGAGUCCAGUAGGUUUAGGGUGUACAGGUGCAUCUCCAAAAAUUUGAAUAUUAUGGAAGUCUUUUUUUUUUUUUUCUUCUUCCGUAAAUUAAUUAAAAAAUGUGAAACUUUCAUGUAUUCUAGAUUUAUUACGCAUAAAGUGAAAUAAUUCGAGCCUUUUUAUGUUUUAAUCUCGAUGAUUACGGCUUACAGCUCACGGAAAUCAAACGUCGAGUAUCUCAAAAUAGAUAUGCACCUGUAAUUGCUUUAAAUACCUCAGAUACUAGGUACAUUAUAUGUUCCCUCUACCAAAGGACUUGAUCUAGGGGGAAAAAGUGGAAUGUUUUAGACUGGCCAAGUCAAAUCACCAGACCUCAAGCCAAAUGCGCAUGCAUUUCACCCACCCUUAUAGCAUGAAGAGCAGACUGAAGGGAGAAACCCCCCCCAAAACAAACAACUGAGCUGUGGUACAAGCAUGGAGAAGCAUCACAAAGGAAGAAUCGAACAGUUUGGUGAUGUCAGUAGCUCGCAGGCUUGAUGCAGUUGUCACAAGUAACGAGUAUGCAACCAAAUAUUAAGUGUUUUUGACUUUUCUCUAUUAAUAUUCGUUAUACUUUUGCGUCUGCCGCCAAAGGUGCCGUGUUCGAAGUUGUUCAACACAUCUAGAUGUACAUAUUAGUAAAUGAAAGCUGAAAUUCCCAUCCAUCAUCCUUUUGAUCUCAAACCCAAAUGUCUUCAUCGUAUAGCAAAAACAAGAGAAUUGGCCUUGCUGUUCCAAUACUUUCAGAUGGGAAAUGUGGCCCAUUUCUAUUGACCACUGGAAAUAUAAAAUGAACAGACCGCAACAAGUGAUCUCAGUAGAGCAGCUGCAUGGGGACAUGGUUCAAACAGAGAGUGUGAAGACAUCCCAGCAGGUCAUACUGGAAAGUGAGGACGCCCGACUCGCUCAGAAAACACUAUCGGUGACUUGAGCGGGGAAUUUCCUGCUAAUGUACAUCGCUGGGCAGUCCUUACCUCCUAGCACCUAACACAAAACAGCCCUGAACCCUCUGUCCAACUACCUAGGUCUACAGUACAACGGAGAAAGACAAAUUAGGUAAGUGAAGCAAUUGCUGCCAUCUUUGAGUAUGCCCAAGACCCAAAAUGGUUUACUGCGUGAUGUACCGCCAUCUGUCCUGCUGCACACUGAUAGGUUCUCUGUGAGCCUGGCUCAUCUCAAGGACUUCACAGCCAAUUUUUAUUGGCAAAUACCGAAGUCGUUCUAAAUAUACCGUGGCACUGGCUGAGAGAAACCAAAUCCGUUCAUUUUCUCGGACACCGAAUUCGACCGGAUAGAAUGUAAUGUAGGAUCACUUUUAGGAGAUUGUCUGUCUCUUGCGUUGUUACAGUAUUACUUGGUGUGUAUUACUUACCAUGUGUCUGUCUGAACUCCCUCGAGAGUCACCAUGUGACCUCGAAGGGCCCUUGCCACUUGGUAAGUAAAUUGAGCUGGAGGUCAAGGACCUCAUCUCCCUGUACAAACGGUCUCGGUUAUUGUCGGGCGGUCGUUUCCGAUCCUGGACUUGCAGAAAAUACCAGGUGUUCU